UCUCUUAAGGUGUCUCUUUCUGUGUAUCACUUUGGGCUUUUGCUAAAGUGCUGUACAUUCACGUGUGUUACAUUGCUGUCAUAGCUGACAUGUCUGUCUUUUCUUGUUUAGAUAAUGUCGAGGAGCUCAGGGAGGAAGAAGCAAAACCAAAGCCAAAACCUUUCCUGCCAGCUUUGGUGCCUCCCAAAAUUCCCGAUGGAGAGAAAGUGGAUUUUGAUGAUAUUCAUCGCAAACGUAUGGAAAAGGACCUGACGGAGCUGCAAACGCUCAUUGAAGCACACUUUGAGAAUAGAAAGAAAGAAGAGGAGGAGCUAAUAAACCUCACUCAACGAAUUGAGAACCGCAGAUCAGAAAGAUCCGAGCAGCAGAGGAUUCGCUCUGAGCGAGAAAAAGAACGUCAAAACAAACUAGCCGAGGAAAAGGCACGAAAAGAGGAAGAAGAGGCAAAGCGUAAGGCUGAUGAUGAUGCAAAGAAGAAGAAAGUUCUUGCAAGCUUUCAGUAUACGGGAUAUAUGCAGAGGACAGACAAAAAGGGCGGCCCAAAGAAACAAACUGAAAGAGAGAAGAAAAGAAUGAUUCUUAGCGAACGCCGUAAGGAGCUACACAUCGAAAACCUCAAUGAGGAUAAGCUAAGAGAGACCGCAAAUGAACUAUGGAAGUGGAUGCGGCAACUGGAAGCGGAGAAAUUUGAACUGCAGUACAAAUAUACAUGCCAGAAAUAUGAGAUUACUGUAUUUAGGAAUCGAGUCACUGAUCAUCAAAAAAUUACCAAAGGCUCUAGGAGUAAGAGGGGCCUGAGAAAAUAGAGCAUCUCCAUGAAGACGAAAACAAAUGAAAACAGAUGUGUGAUAUGAACCGCAGCCAUUUCAAACCCAUGCAACACAUUAUAGAUGUUUUUGUUUUCAUUUGCAAUAAAAAUGAAUGUGCUUUAUAUAUGAGUAACAGUAUCAUUUGAGUUUUAAAAUGUCGUUGUGAUCUGAACCUGAUCCAAAGUUUGUAAAUGACAAUGAACUGCCAACAUUUCUCAUCUUUAGCAUGACUUUAGACUAGCUAACAAGCUUUAAUAAAGUUAUGUUGACAUGGUGUUCCUCUUUUGAUCAUUUUCAUAUCAUGAACUACAAAUAAUA
This is a messenger RNA of Xyrauchen texanus (razorback sucker), 1127 nucleotides long. RefSeq names its product troponin T type 2b (cardiac) (gene tnnt2b). The transcript has 10 exons. Gene Ontology annotation, cellular component: troponin complex. The record is from RefSeq and is a predicted model, not a curated record. Gene Ontology annotation, molecular function: troponin C binding; tropomyosin binding; troponin I binding. Bases 90 to 806 code for a protein of 238 amino acids. Gene Ontology annotation, biological process: cardiac muscle contraction; regulation of muscle contraction; sarcomere organization. Lineage: Eukaryota; Metazoa; Chordata; Actinopteri; Cypriniformes; Catostomidae.